This is a messenger RNA of Coprinopsis cinerea okayama7#130, 2244 nucleotides long. RefSeq lists its product as hypothetical. The record is from RefSeq and is a predicted model, not a curated record. Bases 1 to 2244 code for a protein of 747 amino acids. Lineage: Eukaryota; Fungi; Basidiomycota; Agaricomycetes; Agaricales; Psathyrellaceae. The transcript has 14 exons.
AUGGUUUCCUUGAAUAGGGUGUUCUCUUCGCUCUUGCUCCUCGUCGGGCUUGUCUGUGCACUAGACGACCUCACCAUCUACCAGAACGACGGUCUGACUUCAGGAUGGGAGAACUGGAGCUGGAAUACGGAAACCGACUUUGCCAACUCCGAGCUCUACGCUGGCGAGUCGGGAACGUCUCUCGCCGUCAAGUCCUCUGAGUGGGCUGCCCUCUCCUUGAAGGGCUCAGCCACCAUUUCAGAUUACGCUGGACUCCGCUUUGACAUUGCGGGUGACCAACCGGGACUGCAGAUUUACUUCACAUCCACGACCGACGAUACCCAAUCCGCCUCCAUUGUGCUCUCGGAUAUCAGUGACUCUAUCACACCAACCGAGUUCUCUACUCUUUUGAUCGACUUCAAGUCGUUGCCCGGGACAGGCGCCCCUUUGGGUUCAGGCACCUGGGAUCGAAUCACCUUCCAGGCGCUAAGCUCUGGUGCUUCUUACCACCUGGACAACGUUGUGCUCGUUGGAGCCCUCGUCGUGGAGCCAAAGAUCCUCAGCGCGGAGCCGAUCGCCAGCAACACAGUCGCCGUCACCACUCAAGGAGAAGUCGACGCGGCGGCCGUUAGGGUCUUCCACAAUGGCAGGCCCGUCAGAGUCACCUCUCGCACUUCGUACAGCCCACCCGAUACUCCUAGCAAGUCCAUCACGUACCUGACCCUCGGUUCACCGCUUUCUCAAGGUAACCUUGCGGUCGUGGCCGGGGAGAGUUCGUUCAACCACACCCUUCCCCGUGCCCAGAGCGCUAGGCUCGAUCUGCGCAGACGCCGGGAAAUUGACCCUCACAUCUAUGGCGUGAAUUGGCCCAAGAACGCCAACUACAUCCGUACUCUGGGUGUCACCUUUUCGCGAUGGGGAGGAAACGCCGUGACAGCCUAUAAUCCCUUUGAGCACUUUACUAACGCAGGUUCGGACUGGUUCUUCGAGAACAGAGGGAACGAAAAGAGCGACGACUGGAUUGGUUGGAUCCAUGAAGCAGGCUCUGACGCCAUUAUGACAGUCCCUGCUUUAGAUUGGGUUGCCAAAGAUGCUACCUCGUACUCUUACCCAAGGAGCAUUUACCCUGAGCAGGAGCGAUUCAACCCAUAUAACCCUGAUUCUGGAAACGGUCGAUUCCCCAAUGGGACGAACCUUUCACCCCCAACCGACCCCAAUAGGGCCUAUACCCCUUGGAACACCACUCAAGCUACUACCUGGCUGUCACAGUUGAAGAACAAGCCUAAAUUCGCCACGAUUGACAAUGAGAUUGAGAUAGCAGCUCACACUCAUACGGAUAUGCACCCCGAGCCAAUGAGUUAUGAUGAAGAACUCGAUCGCGUUACUAGGUUUGCUCUCGCUACGAAGGAGGCACUUCCUGAUGUGAAGGUCCUCGCCCCCUCGCCUUGCUCUUGGUGGUUCUACUGGACCAGUGCAAUUGGAUGGAGCGAUACCGAGGCGCACAACAACACCGACUUCUUGCCAUGGUUCUUGCAACAGAUGCGAGAUCUGGAAGGACAACACGGCAAGCGGCUUUUGGAUUACCUUGACAUUCACUACUACUUCCAACCCGACACCAGCGCCGAGGAUGCUGCAGCCAAGGCUUUGCGCUUGCGAAUGACCAGGAGUCUUUGGGAUGAAACCUACAUCGACGAGUCCUGGAUUGGAUCUGACCCUCAAAACCACCAACCCAAUCCCCGUGUUGUCUCUCUCAUUCCUCGUUUCAAGAAGAUGAUUCAAGACAUUUACCCUGGAACUAAAUUGUCUGUCAGCGAAUGGAGUGCGACCAAUGAGAACGACAUUACUGGUGGGCUCGUCGCUGCAGAUGCUCUUGGUAUCUUCGGAAAGUACGGUCUCGACGCCGCCACAUACUGGGCGACCCCCAACGAGCUGGGCCCUACUGGUCUUGCGUAUUGGCUCUACCGAGGUUACGGUACCGUCUUCGGAAGCACCAGUGUCGAAAUCGAAAUCCCUGGAUUCAAUCCCGACAUUUUGGGAGUCUACGCCGCCAUCGACGACAAGCGCAAGUUCUCCGUUGUGAUUGUCAACAAGAACCCUAGCAGUGCGGUCUCCUUGUCGCUCGCUGGUCUUCCGCCAGGAAGGUAUUUCCUCCGACACUUUGGUGGAGAAGCUGGUAUUGCCAAGUGGCAGACGACAACCACUGUGUCGUCGACGGAUUAUAUUGUCGUCCCUUCGUACACUGCGGUGUUUUUGCUCCAGCGGUGA